Molecule: messenger RNA, 1674 nt
Organism: Puccinia graminis f. sp. tritici CRL 75-36-700-3
Lineage: Eukaryota; Fungi; Basidiomycota; Pucciniomycetes; Pucciniales; Pucciniaceae
Exons: 7
Coding region: 1-1674 (557 amino acids)
Source: RefSeq, a predicted model, not a curated record
AUGCCUCGGGUCAAAGUGGUCAAACCCCAAUUGGAGCUAAACCCAGCUGUAUGGAAUAAAGUAUCAGAGGAGCCGCACGGUGGGACAUGGUCGUGUUUGCUCUGUGGCGCAAGGACCAUGGUAUUCAGUUCCAUUCGAAAACACAUCAAUUACCAAAAACAUCAAGAAUUAGAAAAUAAUUUCCUUAAGAUGCAAAGCAGAGUAACUCAGUUCAAAGAUACUAUGAAUACUCCUGAGUCCCACUUCACCGGACGUGAGGAAGAAAAUUCAGCUGGUAAUGAGGUUGAUGAUCCUGAGCCGGGAAUCAUCAAACCACCCAAUCAUGGACCGCAGGAAAACACAUUCAGUGACAACGAGCUGGACUCGUGUGCAAGUGACCUUGACACAUCAUCUGAUUUGUCCGAUUUGAACUCAAACGAUGAGGCUGACGGCGAGGAUUUUGAGCUAUCAGCAGAAGACCUGGAUUUAAUGCGCGAGCUGGGCAGGGUUGGCGAUGGAGACUUAGCAAGUACCACACCUCGACCACAUGUGGAUAGGAGUUGGUGGCCCUUCCGGACAAAAGAAUACAUGAUUGCUUCACUAGUCAUUGGAUACGCCCACGCAAUACUCUCGCAGAGCAUCUACGACCGCAUCCGUUCAAUGUUUUCAUUGGUACACGUCAUCCUACCUGAUUGGACAACAAACCGACGUGAGAAAAAAAAACACCGGGAUUUGCUACAGAUGGAUGUGAACAAGUCUUACUCAAUCCUGGGGAACCCUACGUACGCCCUGAGCAUCCAGAAGAUCCUCGCGCAGGAAGUUGGAAAUCCUUUGGUCACACGGGCAAUGGAUUACUAUCCCGAAGAUGCGAGGGGCAAAAAUAUAUUCAAGUUAUUUCAAUCCAAAAAAUGGCUUGAGGAUAUGGACCCGGAUUCCAGAGCCCCAAUGGUUCGAACAAAAAACGGAGAUUUCUAUCUAUUCGAUCCGGUUCAACUCCCCAACGAUUCCGUUGUCGUUCCCAUUUUUUUUAUAAAAGAGGUGAGGAUUUGUGGUCAAAAUAUCGCUCACGAAAUCCAUAUCUCUGAAUUUUAUUGUGCGUUUCCAAAUAUUGCUGGACCGGAUGGACUCAUGCUAUCUCAGCGAUGUCAGGGUCGACUUUAUGAGCUGGGUGAUCACAUGACCGUGAUACAUUUACUGCCUAAUCCAUGGAGGAACCACACGAAAGGAAGGAUGAUUCGACACAUGCCCAUCACCUUGUAUUGUGAUGACACCUCAGGAAAUCAGUCAAAACGAUGGAACAAACAUGUCUCGUUUUAUUUCACACUGUCUGGACUCCCCCCAAACUGGAGCAACCAACAAUACAACUGUCAUUAUCUCACCACAUCAAAUGUUGCAAAUGCGAUGGAGCUUGCUGGCCCAAUCGUGGAUGAAAUGAACCAAUUGUCAACCACCGGAGCCGUUGCAUGGGAUGCUGGCUUAAUGGAAGAGGUCCUGGUUACAUCAAAUGUCCUGUGCUUCCUGGGGGAUUCCCCAAUGCAUGCUGAGGCAACAAGUACCCCAAUACCUACCAAUUCACUCCACCCAUUCCGCGCGUGUGAUCUUUCGUCAGUCAGUGUCAAGGAUAAGGCCACUAUUGAUUAUGUCUGUUCGUUCACCAUGCUUGAUUCCUCUGGCCUUUGGGUGAGUGAAUCAUAA